Racocetra persica is the source of this 882-nucleotide messenger RNA. Lineage: Eukaryota; Fungi; Glomeromycota; Glomeromycetes; Diversisporales; Gigasporaceae. The record is from the annotation of a GenBank genome assembly.
AUGUCAGACACUCAAAAACCCAUUCAAUUUACAGAAUCUGAACUAGACGCUUUGGUUGAAAAAAAAGGUUACGAAAUAGCCAAUAAUAUCGAGGAUGAAACUUUAGAUGAGUUAAACGAAGAAAUUAAUAUUAUUGAUGAACUAGAGUCUGUCUAUAAGACAAAAUUAUUCUUAUUGAAGAAUUUAGAGAAACAAAUUAAACUACAAUUCCCAAACAAAUAUGAAGAGUUUGUGAAGAAUAUAUCUAGAGUUAAGACUGGAGCCAGUUUCCAAUAUUGUAGAAUUUACGAUAAAUUAAACGAAGUAAAUACCAAGAAUGCCUUUACUCAAGAAGAAAUUGAAAAGUUUCUCGAUAUGAAGAAUUACGAGUUAAAAGAAACUGAAAAAAGAUUGCCAAACAGCAGGAAUCAUCCAUAUUGGUCUAAAGCAAAGGAUAUUAAAGAUAAUAUUGUGGGAGUUAAAACAGCUUACAAGAAACGAAAUUUUGAUAAUUACAUUAUACUUGUCAGAUAUAGUGAACGAAUUCGCCAAUUACCGAAAUAUAAUUAUCGAAACAUAUCUUAUCAUAAACCUUUUAACAAAAGACGAUUUAAUAACUUAAAAGAAAAAAGCAAAACUUAUUACUGUAAGAGGUGUAAUGAUAUUCUUACUAUCGAAAAUUUCUGCUAUAAAUGUGAGUCGGAAGAUCUGGACAAUUCAGAAUCGAUUCACACGAACUCUUCAAAAUCGGACAGUGAAGGUUCGAAUUAUAUUACUGAUGAUGGGUUUGUUAUUAUGGAUGACAAGAAAUCAUCAUAUAUUCAACAGGGUUUUGUUAAAAAUGAUUCUGUGUUUUUUUCCGAUAAUGAGCUGGUGAUGGAUGAUUCUUCUUUUUCUUCUUAA